AUGCGUGGGUGCUUGACCAAGUUCGCCAUGAUCCACUGUAGAGCUGUGGAUGUGGUGUCCGUACCCGCAUUCAGGAAUUCACCACAAAGCCCCACCAUCUCCUCUUCGUCUAAUCUCCUGUUGUCUUCUUCCGGAAGCUGCAAAUCCGCCAGUGUGUCCACACGAGACCUAAUGAGUGGAAUCAAUACUCUGUCCUGGUCUUGGCGCAUCUGGAUUAGUUCCUUCCAUCGCCCGCGGAAGAAAAUCUUCCCUAGUCGAGGCCACAUGUUGAGGACAUUGAAUCUGCGGAAUCCCAAAAGGAGACGGGGAGAGGACCCAGCGGCGGGAGGUGGAGUGGAGCCUGACGCGGGAGGGGUGGAGGAUUUCGUGGCUGAGGUUGCGGCGGAGUAG
Striga asiatica is the source of this 390-nucleotide messenger RNA. The record is from the annotation of a GenBank genome assembly. Lineage: Eukaryota; Viridiplantae; Streptophyta; Magnoliopsida; Lamiales; Orobanchaceae.